AUGUUGGGCAGCCAGAAUGGGUGUCGGCGCGGGACCCUUUCGAAGGACGAAUGGGAGCAGAGUACCGGUUGUCGUGGUGCGGUACAGGCCGUCGGCCGAGAACCGGGUGAGAGUGAGAGGGAGAAAGAGUGGGAGAGGGAGAGGGAGAGGGAGGUCGUAGGGCGGCCGUGGCUACAGAUCCGUGUCGCUGAGUUCGGGGUCUUGGCUCGGGGAGUC
Molecule: messenger RNA, 216 nt
Organism: Protopolystoma xenopodis
Lineage: Eukaryota; Metazoa; Platyhelminthes; Monogenea; Polystomatidea; Polystomatidae
Source: the annotation of a GenBank genome assembly